GUGCUUUCUCUACUAAUCUGAGCCCAGUUGAGUGUCUUAAACUUGGCAAAAGUGAAGGAAGGCAUCUCUAGAGAAACCAAUGUUCAAGAGAUCAAUAUCAAAUCGACCUGAUAGUUUUCAAGCUGUCAGAAACCGAACCUCCAUGUGAGGUGCUUAGAAAGUUUCUAGUGUUACCUUUGAAAGGUGUGGGUUCGGUGCCAACAAGAAAAGUUAUUUAUAAAAAAAUGGGUUGCACAACAUCCAAGGACGGCUCACGUCCUGUUGUGUCACCAGAAGGUCAUGCCAAGCCCUUAAAUGAACAAAACAAUAUGCUCAUUUCAAGGAUAUUAGACUAUCAAAAACAGUCGCGAGAGUAUUUGAAUGAUUUGAUGCUGGAGCCUCGAAGCCUAGUUCCCGAAGAGCUACGAUUUGGAUACAUCUCCACGAAUACUUUCUUUAACAUGUUUCAUGCCGGAUUCUGUGGACCCUACAUAGCCAACCCGAAGUACAUGUUGCUGGUCGAUUUCAGAUCUUUAGAAGAGUUUGAAGAAUCUCAUGUUCACUCAGCCAUGCAUUUCACGGCUAUACCCUGGGAUGCCGUCACUUUCUUCGAUUUUGCCAGUUAUUCUCUAAUUGUGUUCUACGACUUUGAUGGAACUGCGGCCGCCAACAUUUUUUCUGUUCUUUUUCGAGCGCGUCAACGCCUGAAAAAAAUGCGUAUCGAUGUUCUAGUAGUAUUAGGGGGCUUGAAGAAUUUGAACCGUCGAUUUCCUCACCUAAUAUAUCGAGGAAACGAACCAGGAAACCGUGUGAUACCUUGGAUGCCCACCCUGAUUAAAAACGAGCAAGUUUUCUUGGGAAGACACGAGCAAUCUGAGGAGAAGACAGUGAUCAAGGGCCUUGGAAUCACGCAUGUCCUCUCAAUUGGAAGGAGCCCCGAAAACUGUUUCCAUGGUGUUCUCUAUCACGGACUGGAUGGAGAAACCGACUUGGAAGAAACUUUUCGUACCUCGUUCAAACUUAUUUCCGACGUCGUCAAUGAAGGGGGACGUGUGUUGGUUCAUGGAGUGGAUGGGUUAAAUCGUUCGGCAGCCGUAAUCAUUGCUUACCUCAUGAAAUCUCAUCCAGCCUUACUCGAAGAGGCCUUUUUCUAUGUUCAAACGUUGAGGCCUUUCGUUAGGAUGGAUCAAGGAUGUGUUGAAGCCCUGAUGAGAUACGAAAGGGAGCUUUUCGGUUAUUCGAUCACAGAUCUAGAUGAGAUGUUGUGGAUUUAGUUUAUGUGGCUAAGAUAUUUGUUAGAUCCAACCCAAAGCACUCCCUUGUUAAGUAUUCAAAUCAAUAAAGGUUAUUUUUCUAUUGUG
Molecule: messenger RNA, 1340 nt
Organism: Tigriopus californicus
Lineage: Eukaryota; Metazoa; Arthropoda; Copepoda; Harpacticoida; Harpacticidae
Product: probable rhodanese domain-containing dual specificity protein phosphatase
Exons: 8
Coding region: 225-1253 (342 amino acids)
Biological process (GO): protein dephosphorylation
Cellular component (GO): cytoplasm
Molecular function (GO): protein tyrosine/serine/threonine phosphatase activity
Source: RefSeq, a predicted model, not a curated record